Molecule: messenger RNA, 189 nt
Organism: Cucurbitaria berberidis CBS 394.84
Lineage: Eukaryota; Fungi; Ascomycota; Dothideomycetes; Pleosporales; Cucurbitariaceae
Exons: 2
Source: RefSeq, a predicted model, not a curated record
AGUGCAAGCGUGCGGUUCGGGUGGCGGGUGCUAGUGCUGAUUGGUAUUAGGCAAAAUCUCCAAGGGUGGAUGAUCUUCUUUAUCGUCAUCAGUGCCGUGAUAGGCACCGGCAUAUUUAGCAAUGGCGGCUCUUCUGUUGAGAUUGCUGGCCCGGGGGGAGCACUGUUUGCACUUGUCAUUAUGGGUGAG